CAUAGAACCACUUCCUCCAUUUUGUAUUUUUCUGGCUUUCAGAUUUUGCCACCUCUUAAAUCGUUGAUAAUGACGUUAUCUGUUAAGGCUGCCAGUAGGCGUCAGCAAAACGAGAGCAAUAAACAUGUCGAUGGCCUGCAUCUCAGAAGCCCUGGUCCCUACGCGACCACAAUUACCUCGAUGUGCUCUAGAAAUCCGACAUUAAGAUACGGAGACGCCAAAUGGAUGGGAUCCGACCCAGACUAUGGAGCUUUGACGGUGCUGGAAUUUUAUGAGAAUAAGCGUAUAUCUCGUAUUGAUCUGAAAGGCUCGGAAAUGCUCAAAGACUAUCUUAUUAGUACAUCUGGAGAAAAUCCCCAACGUCGAUUGUUCCUGCUCGAAGGGGUAGCAAGAAACUUUGUCCAAGUAUUUGGCUCUCAUUUCGGCAUGGACCCUGAUUUCUUUGCGAGGCAGAAAAGGACGCGGUCCUGGGAAGUAGCUCACAACGGAGGAAAGACACCAAGCUUACCUUCGUUGAAGAACCCUAAAAGGUCAUUCAUGAUUAAAUACCUCGAGUUGCGCUACUUUCCCCUCGUCCCGGAUGAAACGUCUUGUCAAGAACCAAAACCUUUAAUACCCCAGGUUGAUUAUUCCUACCUAGAGGACGUGACUGGAAAGCGGAAUAUCAAUGUUUCAAGAAAGAAAAGGCCGGUCGACUCCGAGAAGGACAUUAUCGGGGAAUUUGACAAUGUGGGUAAAGUUUCACGAUGCGCAUCCUAUUGGGGAAAAUCGUAUGCAAAUGGUGGUUGGGAUGCCAUUCUCCUGCUCGAUCCUCCACUGAAUGAAAUUGUUAAGAUUGAUCGUAAUGGCCACAAAAUUGACAGAAAGCCACUACACCAUGUCCCGUUUCAAGGUGGUUAUUUAGACUUCAUAGAAUACCCAGAAGAAGGGACAUCCACAGCAGCCAAAUUUUUCAAGAAACACGGUCCGCCACGGACAUCAGUUUUGGAGGAUAUUUGCUUCUACUGGAUGAACCAUGCGGAUGUUGUUUCUGUCGGCUCCGACCCAUCCAUCAGCACGAUAUUUCUGAAGAAAAUAAUCGCAAGCCACUGGAUGCACUACGCAGAAUACGUCACCAACAGUGCACAUAGUUCAAUUUACCACAUGUCCCGCGGUGAAGCAUUUGAAAAAUACACUGUUGCUACAACAGAAAAAUGGUGGACCGAUCUCCACGAUGCUCAUCGCGUGUGCAUGCUGGCCUGCGAAGAUGUUGCGGCUAUUCUGGAAUCGCUUCGCAUUCCCAUGGACCAACCAAUACGAGAAUUUGACCCCGAAAACUACUUAAAUAGCUCGGGAGAUUUCGUCGCAAUAUAUGAGAAGCUGCUUUGGAGGAAAGACCAUCUCGAGCUAUUGAUUAGUUCUGCCACUGGCUUAAAUGCGAUUGCAGGGAAUAAAGAGGCUGCUGUAAAAAACGCAAUUGAUGCAGACCGCUCACAUAAGGAACAAAUAAAAUCCUUAGGGGAGGCCAAGAAGGCUUCCAUACUCACCUUUUUGGCAUUGAUAUUUGUCCCCUUGGCUUACACAGCGAGUUUGUUUAGUAUGGCCGAUGACUGGCAGCCUGGACGGAGCAAGUUCCCGUACUAUUGGGCUAUAAGUCUCCCAUUGGCUGCAAUGGUGGCCGUCACGUUCUAUAUCAUCUCGCUAGGAUCUAGUAGCCCCCCUAAAAAGAUUUUAGACAAGAGGCAGAUCUAUAAUGGAAGUGACAGAAUGGACGUGGAAAGGGGUCAGCCAAAUCUUAGUAGUUAGGUUAGAGUUAACCGUAAGUCAAAUGUGCA
Molecule: messenger RNA, 1814 nt
Organism: Pseudogymnoascus verrucosus
Lineage: Eukaryota; Fungi; Ascomycota; Leotiomycetes; Thelebolales; Thelebolaceae
Exons: 2
Coding region: 70-1785 (571 amino acids)
Source: RefSeq, a predicted model, not a curated record